UGUGUGUGUGUGUGUGUGAAAGUACGUACGUGUGUGUGAAAGCUGUGCGUACCUACCAAACGAGGACACACACACACACACACACACACACACACACACACGGAGACGCAGCUCAGUAUCUACUAAGGUGUGGCGGAGAGCAGGAUGGCGGUGUCCAAGGCACUGGUGGCGGGCGUGGCGGCGGCGGCGUGUGUGGGGCUCCUGGUGGGGGGCAUCAUUGGACACCUGGGCACGAGGGGAGUCACGGAGGAACAGCAGCACAUGGUCAGCACCAUGGAGCGGCUGACUGGAGGCGACUGGGGCGAGGAUGACGAGAUAAACAAGAAGAUUAUCAACCUUGUGGAUCCAGAAAACAUUAGGAAGGAACUUAAGGAACUCACAGCGAAGCCUCACCUGGCGGGCAGCGAGCAAGACGACUAUCUAGCGGAGAUGAUUCGGAAGCGUUUCGAAGCAGCAGGAUUCGACUCAGCUGAUCUUGUUCCUUACAACGUCCUACUUUCCUACCCCAAUCCUUCCAAUCCGAACCUGAUCACCCUGGAAGAGGCGGGCGGGGGCAUUAUCUUCACCAGCAAGUACAAGGAAGAGCCUCUGGAGAAGGACGAUGCUGACCCUAACUUCAUCCACGCAUUCAACGCCUACUCUCCGGCAGGUGACGUACAGACGGACAUGGGUACUGGGUUGGUCUACGUUAACUACGGACGGGAGGAGGACUUCGAAAAACUGGCGGAGCUGGGCGUGUCCGUGAAAGGCGCCAUCCUUAUCGCACGCUACGGGAAAAUCUUCAGAGGCAACAAGCUGUUACACGCACAGCAGCGAGGAGCAAAGGGCCUCAUCCUCUUCUCUGACCCAAUGGACGUGGCUCUCAAUGGCACAACACCUCAGGACGUGUACCCAAACUCCUGGUGGCUCCCGGGCUCAGGCAUGCAACGAGGCAGUACCUUCAUGGGAGACGGCGACCCCCUCACACCUGGCUGGCCCUCCACAGAGCACGCCUAUAGACUCAAGGAAGAGGAGGCCGAGUUACCCACAAUUCCCUGUCAACCAAUUGGCUACGAUGACGCUAAACUUAUCCUCGAGAAGAUGGGUGGAACAACGGCGCCUGAGGGGUGGCGUGGCGGUCUGCAAGGCGUGGCGUACAACCUCGGCCCUCAGCUGAUUGGUGACUACAAGCUGCGUCUCACCACUCACAACUACAUCAAGCAACAGAGAUCCUACAAUGUUAUAGGAACCGUGAAAGGCAACGUGGAGCCUGAUCGCUACGUGCUGAUCGGGAACCAUCGUGACGCGUGGGGUUACGGCGCGUCAGACCCCUCCAGCGGCACUGCGCAGCUCAUCGAGACGGCUAGAGUGGUGGGCUCCCUGCUGGCUCAAGGGUGGAGGCCGCGUCGCACCCUCGUGUUCUGCUCGUGGGGUGCUGAGGAAUACGCUCUCAUAGGCUCAACGGAGUGGGUGGAGGAGCACGUCACCAAGCUGCAGCAGCGGGCCGUGGUCUAUAUCAACGCAGACACUUGCACCAGCGGCACUGCUUUUAAUCCCAAGGGCAGCCCGCUCACCUGGCAGACCAUCACCAGGCUGACGAAGAUGAUACCCGCAGUGAGGCAAGAGGGAAGUCUGUACCAGGAGUGGGCCGAGUACCACAGAUAUUGGAACCGUACGGAACCUAAGAUAACAACUCUAGGCUCGGGCAGUGACCACGCGGCCUUCACCUUCUACGCCGGCAUUCCUUCACUCAGGGUCUCCUUCACACCUGACAAACGUAAACAUGACAUCUCUUUCCCCUACUACCACACUGGCUACGAGACAUUCUACAUGCUGGAUAAGAUUGUGGACCCAGGAUUCAGGAUUACCCAAGGAUGCAGCAGGAUAGCCACGCUCCUCCUACGGUAUUUCGCUGACGCCCUUCUCCUGCCCUUCCACCUCCCGCAGCUCCCCGAAACCAUGAAGAACAGCCUGGAGGAGGUGAAGAAGGCGAACCACGAUACCCUUGUUGCCAUUUAUCCAAAGUUCCCCCUGCUGGAAGAAGCGCUGGAUGACUUCAGGGACAAAGCUUAUCAGUUCGACGCCACGCUGAAGGAGAGAGUGAAGGACAUGGACCCCGUCACACUUCGAGCCGUCAAUGACCAGCUGAUGAAAAUUGAACAGCUGUUUCUCUUACCUGCCGGCUUACCUGGAAGACCCGACACCAGACACACAGUUUUCGCGCCCAGCCAAUUCAACAACUACGCCUCGGCUGGGUUCCCGGGGUUAGUGGACCUGCUGUACAAGAUUGACACGCUGCAAGGGAAGGAGAGGGCCGACAGGGAGGAGGAGAUUAGAAAACACAUAUCGCACCUCACUAUUUUCAUGCGCGCCGCUGAGAAAUUUAUAAAAGACGUUCAUUUGAUAUAGACGCCCUGUGUGUGUGUGUGUGUGUGUGUGUGUGUGUGUGUGUGUGUGUGUGUGUGUGUGUGAAGUUUUCCUUCUUUUUUUUUCUCAAACGUUCCUAGAAGAUCGACUUAAAUAAAACAAAGGACUGACUGACUGUUUUGUAAGGGCGCGCACGCACACACACACGCACACACACACACACACACACACACACACACACACCGCCACAGUUAGGGCGGUGGGGUACACACUUUACAUGCUACGCAGACUCCAAUCACUGGGCACACCAACAGAGGAAUUAAAAGAGGUAUACCUAACCUUUAUUCUGCCAAGACUUAUGUACGCCUCACCAGCGUGGUCCUCCUGCCUCACCGCGACUCAGAGGCAGCAGCUCGAGAAUGUACAAAAAAGGGCAUGCAGAAUCACCCUCGGCCCUGCUUACACUAACUACGCCCACGCACUGACCACUCUGAACCUUCCCAGACUGUCUAACAAACACCGAGAAGCACUGGUGAAACUGUGAAGAAGCCUGCUACGUCACCCGAGGCUCCACCACCUUCUCCCCCCUGCCACCCCUCGCCCUGCCCACUCCACCCCCACCAUGGUACGAGCCAUAAACCACUAAGAUAGAAUACUGGACAUGAGACUCCCCCCCCCCACUAUGUAUAUUUUCAGUUAUGUAUGUACUGCAACUCCUAAUAAGCCGUAUAUUAUUAUUAUUAUUAUAACACACACUUCUGUUAUUUUCUGCAGUGUCAAACUCAAGGAAAUAAAAACGAUAAGGAUAACCAAUGUAAAAGAAACAAGUCCAAUAUUUUCCACUAGUCUGUAAAAAUGUAUGAAGAUAAUAUUUUAGUGUUUACUGAUAAUGAUGAAGAUUUUAUAAACACAUGCUUUGUUAAAUUCUACUGGUAAUUCACUGACUGACUGACUGACUGACUGCCUGAGUGACUAUAUUGCAUGACUUACACUGCCUUGAUUGACUUCCUGGCUGGCUGGCUGGCUGGCUGACUGACUGGCUAACUGCAUGACUCUCACUGCCUUGACUGACUUCCUGACUGACUGGCUGACUGUUCAAUUUUUGGUGUACACAUGUUUUUCUGCCUUGUUUAGUGACUGUCAUGUAUAUUUUCUGAAAUAAAAGAUAUAAGUGACUA
Portunus trituberculatus (swimming crab) is the source of this 3524-nucleotide messenger RNA. Its product is annotated as N-acetylated-alpha-linked acidic dipeptidase 2-like. Bases 145 to 2388 code for a protein of 747 amino acids. NCBI's taxonomy places the organism in Eukaryota, Metazoa, Arthropoda, Malacostraca, Decapoda, Portunidae. The transcript has 18 exons. Gene Ontology annotation, molecular function: carboxypeptidase activity. The record is from RefSeq and is a predicted model, not a curated record.